CUUCAGUUCUGGUUCCAUAGACCUCUUUUUUCCUCCCUCCAUGAGCUACUUUAGAGUAAGGAUAACCGGAAGAAGCUGAAGGUUGGAGAUAAUAGUGUCUUCACUGGUUGGGAGCAGUAUAGUUCUCUCAGAUCUUAAUUUGUUAUGUUUGAGAGCUCUCUGUGAGCCAGCCGCUGUUUUAAGCACUCGAGGUUAGUACUUUGUUUAGCUCAUGCCCAGUUGAGAAAAGUAAAACGCGCUAAGACAUUUAAGAGCAGCUCUAAUGGAAUACUGUGCUAGAAUGUGAAGAAACGCCGGGAAAUAAGAGAAACCUCUCCAAUUAGGCUAGAGUCGCGCGCGUGUUGGAGAUCAGGGAUGACCCCCCUCUACCUCUACACCUUUCGGAGCUCGGGCCUCCUAUCUGCCUCAGGGCCUCAAAGUGUCUCCUAGAUUAAAGCAACCUGAACCUCCCAACAGAAGCCUACCUACCAUGGAACUACUAGGAGCAGAAACAGAGACGGCCGAGCUACCGACGUGCGCACGCGCAGGCUCUCGCCCCGCCCUCAGCGCAGCACUGCCACUCCAGUCCUCCAGGGGCCGCUGUGGUAUUCUCGCGAGCUUCGCGCAGCCGUAGUCGGGCGGAAGCGGCUUUCUGGCCUGCGCUUUAAUAGGCCUCUCUUGUGCUUCCUGUUUCCUCUUUUACCGAGACCCGUCAACAUGGGCCGCGUUCGCACCAAGACCGUGAAGAAGGCGGCCCGGGUCAUCAUCGAGAAGUACUACACGCGCCUGGGUAAUGACUUUCACACCAAUAAGCGCGUGUGCGAGGAGAUCGCCAUCAUCCCCAGCAAAAACCUUCGGAACAAGAUAGCCGGCUAUGUCACGCAUCUGAUGAAGCGGAUUCAGAGAGGUCCUGUGAGAGGCAUCUCCAUCAAGUUGCAGGAAGAAGAGAGGGAGAGGAGAGAUAAUUAUGUUCCUGAGGUCUCAGCCCUAGAUCAGGAGAUCAUUGAGGUAGAUCCUGACACCAAGGAAAUGCUGAAGCUUCUGGACUUUGGCAGUCUCUCCAACCUCCAGGUCACUCAGCCUACGGUUGGGAUGAAUUUCAAAACACCACGUGGAGCUGUUUAAUCCGUUAUGCCAUAUUUUCAAUAAACCUGAAAACAAG
Rattus rattus (black rat) is the source of this 1141-nucleotide messenger RNA. RefSeq names its product ribosomal protein S17 (gene Rps17). Gene Ontology annotation, molecular function: structural constituent of ribosome. Gene Ontology annotation, biological process: translation. The transcript has 5 exons. The record is from RefSeq and is a predicted model, not a curated record. Gene Ontology annotation, cellular component: ribosome. The coding region runs from base 697 to 1104 and encodes 135 amino acids. NCBI's taxonomy places the organism in Eukaryota, Metazoa, Chordata, Mammalia, Rodentia, Muridae.